Messenger RNA from Raphanus sativus (radish), 1260 nucleotides. Its product is annotated as G-patch domain-containing protein 1. Gene Ontology annotation, cellular component: nucleolus. The record is from RefSeq and is a predicted model, not a curated record. Lineage: Eukaryota; Viridiplantae; Streptophyta; Magnoliopsida; Brassicales; Brassicaceae. Gene Ontology annotation, molecular function: nucleic acid binding. Gene Ontology annotation, biological process: regulation of ribosome biogenesis.
UUCUUCGGCUUUAGGUUUUCUUCAAACUCCCUCGCCUACUCUUCUCUUCCGCACCUCUUGCAGAGCUCCAACAAAACGGCAGCGAAUUGUCGGAAAAUAAGGAGAGAGGAGAGGAUGGCGUCGCCAGAAGCUCCGGUUAAGUACGUCGGAAUCUUAAAGGAAUCCGCCGCUUUUCGGCUAAUGAAAUCGAUGGGAUGGGAAGAAGGGGAAGGACUUGGUAAAGAUAAGCAAGGUAUCAAAGGCUAUGUCCGAGUCAAAAACAAGCAAGACACAACUGGUGUUGGGGUUGAUAAGCCGAAUCCAUGGGCUUUCGAUACUACUCAGUUCGAUAAUAUUCUCAAGAAGUUAAAAGUGCAAGCAGCUCCUACCAAGAAAGAUGAUGCUUCGGACAAGGAAGCUGAAAGUGAAGACGAAGCUACAAAAUCUGAGCCUCCCAUGUCCAAGGUUGCUAAAGUUACUCGUCCACAAGGAAGGUAUAAACGUAGAGAGAAGGCGAAGCUUGUCAAUUCUUACUCUUCCAAAGAUCUUGAAGGAAUACUUGUUAAGCGAACUGAGGAGCCUUCUCCUGCGGUUUGUGACAUAGCUGAUACUAUGGAGAUUGAAAUUAUAUCUGAGGACCAACAUGCUAGUGUUAAAGAACAGAAAAUCGAAGAACCUUCUGAUGACUGGUGGGGAUUUAAAUCCGGGUUUGUCUCGGGUGGUCUUCUUGGAGCCAAGUCCGGCAAAAAGAAAUCAUCCAAGUCUAAGGAGAGAAAAAUGUUUUGUGAGGACGAUCAAGAGAAUCUUUACAACAUGGUUCAGGAUAAAGCCACAGCUGGAAAACAAGGACUUGGUAUCAAAGACCGUCCAAAGAAGAUAGCUGGUGUUCGUUACCAAGGGAAGAAAACAUCUUUUGAUAACAGUGAUGAUGAUGAUGAUAAUGAUGAUGAAGAGGAAGAAGAAGAGAGUGACGAGGAUGAUGCCAAGGACUCUGUUAUCGAAAAUUCUGUCCAAGCAAAAAGGAAGCGAGAAGAGAGUGAAGAAGAAGACGACAAGGACUCUGUUAUUGAAAACUCUCCCCCAGCAAAAAGGAAGCGUGAUGAAAUCGUUGAACCCAAAAUCAAGUUAAAGAACCUAUGCAAGCAGAUUCUUAAAAAGGUCGCUGGUAGUAGCGGAUCAAUGAAGCUGAAACAGCUUAAAUCUAUGAUUGAUGAACAAGCACCAUCAAUUCUCUCAGAGUUCUCUUCAAGGAAAGAUGCUAUUGCUUACUUGAAACUUAAG